Molecule: messenger RNA, 333 nt
Organism: Eruca vesicaria subsp. sativa (arugula)
Lineage: Eukaryota; Viridiplantae; Streptophyta; Magnoliopsida; Brassicales; Brassicaceae
Source: the annotation of a GenBank genome assembly
AUGGAGAAGAGUAAUGGUGAGCGAGUGAUUCUCUUCCCUACGCCCUUACAAGGCUGCAUAAACCCUAUGCUUCAGCUCGCCAACAUCCUCCACUCAAGAGGCUUCUCAAUCACUGUCAUCCACAUGCGUUUCAACGCUCCAAAAGCUUCUGCUCAUCCUCUCUUCACGUUCGUACAGAUUCCAGAUGGCUUGUCUGAAACUCAGAUCAACGAUGACCCUACUUCUGAUGUUAUGUCUUUCGUGGCGCAAAUCAACAUCAACGCUGAGUCUCCGUUUCGUGACUGCUUGCAAAAGCUGAUGCUUCAAGAAUCAGAGAGAGUAAAUAUCAUAUAA